Messenger RNA from Plasmodium malariae, 3198 nucleotides. Its product is annotated as conserved Plasmodium protein, unknown function. Gene Ontology annotation, molecular function: protein binding. The record is from RefSeq and is a predicted model, not a curated record. The transcript has a single exon. NCBI's taxonomy places the organism in Eukaryota, Apicomplexa, Aconoidasida, Haemosporida, Plasmodiidae. Bases 1 to 3198 code for a protein of 1065 amino acids.
AUGAAUAUAAUAAACUAUUUGUAUAACAAAAGCAAGAGUAUAUAUAAUAGAAAUAUUAAUGCAUACAAUUAUAACAAUAUUGAAAAUGAAAAUUUAAUUAGUAAUAUUGUUGGCCUGAGUAAUAGUUAUAGCAAUAAUAGCAGCUCGUCCAAAUCGUCUUCUCAUACGUUAAUAUUAAAUAACAGAAAUUCGAAAAAUAAGCAAAAGAAAAACAAUAAAGAAAAAAAUAAAAAACCAAAUGAACAAAAAAAUUUAGCUAGUUACUUGAACAAUGCAGGAAAAAUUAAAGAAGAAAAUGCAAAAAAGAAAAAAAAAGAUAUUAACGAAAUCGAACUGGAAUAUGGCAAACUGAACAGUAAAAAUAUUUUAAAUAGCACUAAAAACGAUAAUAGCAAUAAAAACGAUAAUAGCAAUAAAAAUGUUAAUAGCAAUAAAAACGAUAAUAGAAAUAAAAACGAUAAUAGAAAUAAAAACGAUAAUAACAAUAACAACAACAAUAAUAACAACAAUUAUAAUAACAACAAUUAUAAUAACAACAAUUAUAAUAACAACAAUAAGAACAAUGAAAACGUUAACAGCAGUAAUAACAGCAACACAUGUAACAAAGAAAACAAAAAUGUAAAUAUAAAUAUAAAUAAAUCAAAUUACGAAUUUAACAUUGAUAACAUAGGUUUUGAUGCAAAGGUAUACAAAAACAGAUGUGAUGGAGUAUGUGUUUUAAAUGAUAACAUAUAUAUUUUUGAUAAAAUUAAAAAAUGCAUUUAUUUAUAUACACCAUAUAAUAAUGUUUGGUAUAUAUUUUUAAAUAUAUACGAAGAAAUAUCUAUAAAAAAAAAUCCAAAUUUUGAAAUGUCCACAUAUGAUAUGAAAGAUGAGAUAAGUAGUAAAAAUGUAGCCUAUAAAUAUUUAAAUAAUAUUUCUUUUAUAAAUUAUACCGAUAUAGUAUAUCUGAAUGGUUGUAUAUUUAUCAUUAGUAGUAAUGCACGGUUUAUGAAUAUAUGUAAAGUAAACGUACAUAAUAUGAACACCUUGUUUGGCACAAUUGUAGUAGAUGCACUUCAAAAAAAUGUCGAGAAUUUUUCGUACAUCCUGGAUAUGUUAAGAAACGAUUGGAAGUCUUCCCCUGGUAAGAGUAAAUCGGAGGACGCUAAAAUGCAUGGGGUGAAAGAAGGACUAGUGGGGGAAGAAGCGAGGGUAGAAGUUGGUGUAGCAGCAGGGGCAGCAGGGGCAGCAGUGGGCGUAGGAGGUAAUGGGAAGAAGUCAGAGAGUAAAGACGAGUUAGGUCAGGUGGACGCAGAUCUAUACAUAGAAGCGAAUAGGAAAAGAAAUAUUGAUGAGAUUAACAAGUGUAGCUAUAUGCACGAUGGUGAAGUAAUUGGGUUAAAAGGGACAAAGGGGUUAAGCAGAUUAAAUAAAGGCAUGUGCGAAGAUGAUGAGUUAAUCAAAGAUUAUGAGAGAAGUUUCUGUGAAGACAAAACGUAUGACCAUGAAGAGUAUGUUAGCGGAGUGUCCGAAUUUUAUGAAUUUUUACAAAACAGAAACAACAAUUGUUGUAAGAAGAAAAAAAGAUUAAUAAAGGCAAGGGAUUAUUUUUCAAUAUGCAGUGUGUAUGAAAAUUCUUAUUCAUUAAUUUAUUUGUUUGGAGGUAAAGGAAAUACUACUAAGAAGGAAAAUGAAUACAUUGAUAUAAUUUAUAACGACUUAUAUGUCUACGAUUUUUAUAAGAACAAGUGGAUAGAGUUAUAUCAGUAUGGAAAUAAUAAUGAAGAUACACAAUGUUGGAAGAGGGUUAGUGAAUAUAGCGAAAAUGUUAAUGUACAUGUUCCGUUUCAUGACCAUGUUAAUGCAAAAAAUAAAAAUAAUUAUGAAAAUAGUAAUAGCAAUUUUAUCAUAAAAGGAGGAAAUAGAAGCUCCUUUGAUUUUAAGAAAGAUGCUUGUUUCGUUACGUAUGAUGAAAAUAAAUAUGCCAUUGGAAGUUACACAGGUGCAAUAGAGGAAGACAGAAAUAAUAAUUUUUGUUUUGUUUUAUCGAAUGAUAUUUCGUACAGUAUGAACAGUUUUACCCAAGAGAAAAGAAAUCAUAAUAGUGAAGAUGUAAAUGAGCUCAUAUCACUAGACAACGAUACCACCUUGGCUACCAUGGCUACUCUUAACACCUCCACCAUUGCAAAUAACUACAUCAUUGAUAGUAGUAACAACAACAGUAAUAAUUUCAUCAUGGGUCUUAGUAACAAUAACAGUACUAACGAUUUUGCCGUGCGUAGUGAUGGAAGUAGUAGUAGUAACAGUAUUAGUAGCAAUAAUAAUAAUAAUAAUAAUUUUACCAUUGGUAGUAGCAACAUCAACAGCAAUAAUAGUAACAACGAGGGUUGUUAUACAGACGAACUGUUCGGAGGAGGGUACAUAAAUAAAGAGCUCAGGGAAAAGCUAAAAGUCGAGGAAUAUAACAAGAAUGAAGAUUUUUAUAGUCUUCUUUUUGACCCAGUAAAUGUGUUAGAUGAAACAAAUAGAAACGGAAAGUGUAGUGAUGGUGAUAAGGAGGUUAAGGGUGAGGAAGUAGGAAGCGCUGAUAAGCGAUGGGUGGCAAAAAAGAGCACCAAUUUAUAUUAUGAGAGAAGUCAUAAAUUUUGUUAUAACUGUUUGAAUAAUAAAAAAUGUACGUACAUAUGUGAUUUGAUAAAAAAAGGUAUAAAAAUAAAAAGUAUUAAAUGGCUAGGGAAAAGAGCAGGUCAUACAUGUGCUUAUUAUAAAUAUAACCUGUACAUAUUUGGAGGGAUAAAUUAUUAUAGUUUUAAUAGUAAUAAAAUAAAUUUAAAUUUUUGUAAUAAUUUGUAUUUAUAUAAUAUAGAAUCGAAUAAAUGUUUUGAAAUAAUUGGUAAGGGCAAUAUACCAGAAAAAAGAUAUAGACACAGUUGUGUUAUUAUUAAUGAUUAUAUGUUCAUAAUAGGUGGAGAAUGUAAAAAUUCGACAUUACCAAAAAAUGAUAUAUUUUUUUAUAAUUUUACGAAUUCUGUAUGGUCAGAAAUUAUUUUAAACUCAAAUAUAGCUUCUCAUUCAUUAUACAAAACUGUGUGGUUAGAAAAUUUUGGGUCCAUAUACAUGUUCGGUUCCUCUAUACUAAGACUAACUAAGAAAAAUUUUCAGUACACCCCUUCAUACAAAAAUAAUAAGAAAAAAAAGGAGAUAGAUCUUUUUUGA